This is a messenger RNA of Musca domestica (house fly), 2473 nucleotides long. RefSeq lists its product as uncharacterized. Gene Ontology annotation, biological process: cell surface receptor signaling pathway via JAK-STAT; embryonic development via the syncytial blastoderm. The transcript is spliced from 4 exons. The record is from RefSeq and is a predicted model, not a curated record. Bases 651 to 1985 code for a protein of 444 amino acids. Lineage: Eukaryota; Metazoa; Arthropoda; Insecta; Diptera; Muscidae.
UGGUAACAACGUAUAAAAGUGGUAACAACUUAUAAAUUCCUAAACCCUCUGCAUGGUAUUGCGAAAAUAAAAAUAAAUAAAUUAAUUAAUAACUGAAAGUGAAAUUGAAAAAAAAAAUUGUUUUGUUUUUUAUGAAGUGAUUUGAAUCGGUUCUCCCCAAAUGGUAGAUAAAAACUUUUCCACGGAAUUCUAAACUCCUUUCAAUUCUUUUAUGAAUUUGAAUUUUAUUUUCUUCUUUUUAAUGGUGUUGGUUGCUAAUAUAAGGCAACCACCAGAGAGAUAGCAACAAAACGGCUAACCCAAAACAACUCAAUUUUCCACAAAGUGUGCCGUUGCCUGAGUCAGCCAAUGUAAGGCGACAAGCACACAACUGGCAUCAACAACGGUUACACAGGCAGCAGCAGCAACAACGACAACAAUCGUCGUCGUCGGCGGCUUAUUACAGCUCUCGUCACAUCGAAGAUAAGACUCAACAGCAACGACUCGCUGCAGUGGUUGUAGAUCAAAGCCAGCCACAACAUCGCCAAUUACAACUUACCAACAACGACGACAACAACAACAACAGCAUCACUAGUUGUCAUAAUUGUAACUGCCAGCAACGACAUCAUUGCCUAGGUGGUGGCCGCUGCUGUAGUUGCCAGUUUUGGUGGAUGUUAACUCUAGGCACGCAUAAAAUCUACAAAAUUACCUCCUUAACUAUAGACAGUUACAAACAACUAUUUGCCGUGAUUACCAUGUUAUUAACAGUAUUAAGUGUACAGCAAUCAAAUGCGGCAUUUGCCAUGGCAGUUCCAGUUCGAGCCUCGGUGUCGACGUCGUCAUCGUCGUCGUCGUCCGCCCCACCAGCAUCAGCACCAUCACAAGCUGCCCAAGAUCUAUCGGUUUUAGCAUCUGUUCCGGUGCAACAACAUAAUUUACUACAACACCACACAAAGCACCUCCAUUCCUUGGCCCCUUUAACACGAAUGCAACAUGGCCAUUUGCAACAUCCUGAAGCUCAGUUAAAUUUGUUAUUGGACAAUACUAAUAACAAUAACCACAACAACAACAACAAUAUUAAUAAUAAUCAUCAUAAUAACGCUAAUCAUCAUCAUUACGAACACCAAUCGGAGACUGAUAUUGCAAGUGAAGAGAGAUUAAUACACAAACGUCAUACAAGUUGGCAUGAUUUGUAUGACCAAACCAUGAACUCGAAUGAUAUUGUCUGGUAUAAUCCCUGCGGUGGACAUUAUGUGAAUAUAAAUGACAGCAAAACAGCCAAAAAGAAGUCGCCAAUGAAAAAGACAUUACGAAAGCUUCAAAAUGCCACAGUCAUCGAAUAUAAUUCUCUGAAUGUCCGACAAUUGGCUGCCAUAGAUAUUCGAAAUAUGAGCAUGUGGAACAAAUACGAUGAGAAAUAUAAAUUUUUGCCACAAAUUGAGAUACCAUCCAAUAUAUCUCUCCGUCGCUGCCAUCGUCAAAUGCAAACCUAUGUUGCUGCCUUCGACUACUUGCAUCGGGCCCAACUUGAUUGGGACUACAACAAAGGUAUGCAGCAGAGUCAAACCUCACGUGAACUUCUGACAUUGCGUAACAAUGCCCGUUCGAUUCUCUGCAAUAUUGAGCAUGCUGUCAACAAUACAACAUCGAAAUCCAAAGCAGCCCGGACCAUUAAUUCGCUGCUAAUAUCACGGCGAAGAAUGGAAAAGCUACUGCAAUUCGACACUGACAUUAAAAAGGUUUCACCGCUGAGAUGGAACAAAAACGCAGACAUUAAUGACAACAAUUUGAAACAUAUUAGUCCAAUAGAUUUGAAAUUUGUUAAAUCUCGUUAUUUAACCUAUUUAAGAAAAUUCAUUAAGUUAUUACGCCGAACAACGAAUCGAAUGAGUGUGCCAAAGAAUCAAACGUCGAAAAUGUCACAAGGCUCCACUGCAAAUCAGAGUGGCCGAAAACAAGCCGGAAAUGGUAGAAAAAAUCAGAGAAGGCAGCAAAGGAAACAAUAAAGAGUAUAAGAUUAUGAAAAGUUUCGAAAUAAAAAAAAACAACCGAAACCCAACCACCCACCACCGCCCACAAGGCAGCUUAACUCGAAUGAGUCUAUCACCCGAUUUAGGCUUCAAAACGAAUAUAUUUUUUGAAAAGAAAAAACCUCUCUAUUUUACAAAACCUAAUAAUUCCAUGACAUCAAUUUUUUAUGAAAACUUUCGCCUUAGGUUAUUGAAUUCAUCAAUUUCAUUUUGAAUUACAAACAUAAUUAUCAAUUUCUGUUUAUAUUAUAUUCCAUUUGGAUUUUAAAUUAAUUAUUUAUUCAAUCACAAAGUCGAAUUCUUUGGUUAUUGAUUUUAUUCGCUAUUUUUUAGUUCGCCUUUUUAUCAACUGUAUGCAUGCCCAUAUUUAUUAUUAUCACCCUGUAUUAAUUAUUUAUUUAACAGCUACUGUGAUAUAGUUAGUAUUCAUUAUUAUUAUUAUUAUAAAUUGUAGCAUUUUUUUA